Messenger RNA from Lactuca saligna, 1295 nucleotides. The record is from the annotation of a GenBank genome assembly. Lineage: Eukaryota; Viridiplantae; Streptophyta; Magnoliopsida; Asterales; Asteraceae.
GGAGCUUGAUUCUUGAAGACAUGCAUGUCAUGAAUUCUUCCAAAAAGGUCACACAGCUCACACCCAACGCAUUCUCUCCUUCAUAGUUUAUAUAACCACACACAUUAACAUGGUGUUUAUGUGUGUGUGUGUGUGUUUCGAUCUUUUCUCAACCUCCUUAAUUAAUUCAUCAAUGGCGGAUCUGAUGAUGCCCAAGUUGAUAAACCUGCUAUCGUCUCUUCUUCAGAGAGCCGCGGAAUCGAACGAUCUCAACCGUCCAUUACACACUCAGAAGAUAUCCAUCUUCUACGGAUUGAUCCGACCCAAUAUAAGCAUCGAGAAAUACCUGGAGCGGAUCUUCAGAUACGCCAAUUGCAGUCCGUCGUGCUAUGUGGUGGCGUAUGUUUAUCUGGAUCGGUUCGUGAAGAGUCAGCCAUUUUUGCCGAUUAACUCUUUCAAUGUUCACCGAUUGCUUGUUACCAGUGUACUUAUCUCGAUCAAAUUCAUGGAUGAUAUAUGUUUCAACAAUGCGUAUUACGCAAAAGUUGGAGGAAUAUCAACGGUUGAGAUUAACCUGCUUGAAGUCGACUUUCUAUUCGGGUUGGGGUUCCAAUUAAACGUCACACCGGAGACAUUCCGGGACUACUGUACAUAUCUUCAAUCGGAGAUGAUGAUGGGGUUUCCUCCUGUGUGCUCGGCUCCACCAGUUCUUACCAUGGGCGCAGAUCAUUGUGCCAUCAUCAAUGAAGAUGAUUGUCAAUCUCAACAUCAUCAACCGCAGCUGGCUGUUUGAUGGGCAUAUAUGGGAAUUACCCGGUGCGCUCGACUCCAGCUAAGGCUUUUUGGAGAUGCGAAAAUUUUCAUGUGUUAAGUUUAAACUUUAAAGUAAGAAAGGUUUUUUUUAACACUUUCCAUUGUUGUCCAAAAGCAAGCGUUUUACAUGAUUAAAAAUUUUGGUCAUUAGAUCCACCUUAAAUUCGCAUCGAUCUUAAUGACUCAAUCAUUCAAAGACUCUUUCCCAAUUACUGCUGAAUCACAUCAAAACUUAUCGAAAUCUAAAAAAGUAGCAUCUUAAACUUUUUUUUUUUGUAAUGAGUAAUGAUAAUAUAUAUUAGCUAAUUAAAAAUAUUGUAAUUAUCAUUGAUUCAAGUCAGAAUUAACGAAUCGCAUGUCUAUCAUUCAAAGACCUAUUGACCAAAAGCAAAAGUUGAUGAUGGCAUCUAAAUUGUAAGAGCUUGUUAUCGUUUAAAUCUCAUCAACCGAAGGUACAGAUUAAAAAUAUGAGGAAAGACAUCUCUAAGUAUACGUAAAAAUCC